GAAUGAAAAACGCCGAAAUACCAAAACCUUCAGCAUUGGAGAUUUUGUCCUUAUGCACCGUGAUGAUAAGAUGCACCAAGGUAAAUUGAAGUAUGAAUUCCAGGGACCUUUUGAAAUUGUGGGUAUCACACCAAAAGGUCGAUAUGAAAUGAAGAGAGUUGGUAAAUCUCUUGUGACUAAGGCUGCUAAAGAACAAUUGAGGAGUUGGCCUAGCGAUUGGUCUAUGACUGUGAACAUGGAGGAGCUUCUUGAAGAUUUAGAGGAUGAUGAGGAAGAACCAGAGAUUGCAGAUGGAACUGAAGCAAGGAGUGAAUGA
This is a messenger RNA of Acanthoscelides obtectus, 316 nucleotides long. The record is from the annotation of a GenBank genome assembly. Lineage: Eukaryota; Metazoa; Arthropoda; Insecta; Coleoptera; Chrysomelidae.